Molecule: messenger RNA, 4125 nt
Organism: Strongyloides ratti
Lineage: Eukaryota; Metazoa; Nematoda; Chromadorea; Rhabditida; Strongyloididae
Product: LP14331p
Exons: 4
Coding region: 1-4125 (1374 amino acids)
Biological process (GO): transmembrane transport
Cellular component (GO): membrane
Molecular function (GO): ATP binding; ABC-type transporter activity; ATP hydrolysis activity
Source: RefSeq, a predicted model, not a curated record
AUGGCAAAAAACGAAAAUAAUAGUAAGUUGUCUGAAACUCUGGGUAAACAAUAUUCAGAUGAUAUUAUGAAUAAUGUUGAAGAAUCUUUAAAAGAAACUAUUAAAAUUGGUGAUUUACAAAAAAUUUUAAAAAAUAAUGAUAAAGAAUUUUUUUAUGAAGAUAAUGAAAAUGAAAAAAAGAAUGAUAAUGUUUUGAAUGAAUCAUCAUCUGAUAGUGCAGAAAUAGAGUAUGAGAAAAAUUGUUUAGAAAAAUUUUUUGAUUUUAUAUUUUGUCGUAGUAAUCAACAACCAUUAAAAUUUAAAGAAAAACCAGUACCUACUUUAAAACUUUUUAAAUUUGGUAGUUAUUCAGAUAUAGUAUUAGUUAUUAUUGGAUGUAUUUUAUCAUUUAUAUGUGGAAUAUUUCAACCUAUUUUUUCAAUUUUAACUGGAAAAUUAGCUAAUACACUAUUAAUAGAUGAUAUUCAUAGUGAAACUUUUAUCAAGGAAUGUAUAAAAUGCAUUAUAUUUUUUAUUAUCACUGGAAUAUUGUUAUCAACAAUGGCUUUUUUACAAUUUUUAGUUUUUAAUAUUGCAUGUGUUAAGAUUGUUCGUAAACUUAGAUGUGCUUUUCUUAAUUCAAUUAUUAAACAAGAUGCAGCAUGGUUUGAAAAAAAUCAUAGUGGUACAUUAAAUACCAAAUUAAAUGAUAAUAUUGAAAGAAUAUGUGAGGGUAUUGGAGAUAAAUUUGGAUUAUUAUUAAGAAAUUCAUGUCAAUUUAUUGCUGGAUUAUGUGUUGCUUUUUAUACAAGUUGGAGGAUGACAUUACCUUUAUGUAUUUUAUCACCAACUGUUGCAUUUUUUUUUGGAUUAACAGGAAAAUUAAUGAUGUAUUAUACAAAAGAAGAAAUGAAUAUUUAUUCUUCUGCUGGUAAAAUUGCAUUAGAAGCAAUUGGUAAUGUAACAACAGUUGCAUCUUUAAAUGGACAAAAAGAAGAAGUUAAAAAAUAUGAAAAAUUAUUAGAUGAGGGUAAAAAAAAAGGAAUAAAAAAAGGUCUUGUAAAUAGUAUAUUAUUUUCUACAGUAAAUCUUAUUAUUUUAACUUUUGUUGGUGCAAGUAUUUUUUAUGGAUCAUUUUUAUAUAAAUAUGGAUACAUUAAUACUCCAGGUGAAAUUUUUAUUGUUAUUUUAUGUUUACUAUCAGGAGCAUAUCAUUUAGGAUUGGCAUCACCUCAUAUGAUGGUUAUAUUAACAGCACGUGUUGCUGCAGCAACAAUUUAUAAAACAAUUGAUAGAAAACCAGAUAUUGAUAGUAGUAGCAGUGUAGGAAAAACACUUUAUGAUGUUAAAGGAAAAAUUGAAUUUAAAAAUGUUACUUUUUCUUAUCCAACAUCAGAAAAUAUUAAAACAUUAAAAAAUCUUUCAAUAAAAAUAAAUCCUGGUGAAACAGUUGCAUUAGUAGGACAUUCUGGAUCAGGUAAAAGUACAAUAGCAUCAAUAUUAACAAGAUUAUAUGAUUAUAAUGAUGGUAUUGUAACAAUAGAUGAUGUUGAUAUAAAACAACUUAAUAUUAAAUGGCUUAGAACAUGUAUUGGUAUUGUACAACAAAUUCCUGUAAUUUUAAAUAGAACAAUUAAAGAAAAUUUAAAAAUUGGUAAUUCAACAUUAACACAUGAUCAAAUGGUUGAAGCAUGUAAAAUUGCAAAUGCACAUGAAUUUAUUAUGAAAUUAGCUAAUGGAUACGAUACUUAUAUAGGUGAUGGUGGUGUACAAUUAUCAGGUGGACAAUGUCAACGUAUAUGUAUAGCUAGAGCAAUAGCAAGAAAUCCAAAAAUUUUAAUUCUUGAUGAAGCAACAAGUGCAUUAGAUAGUAAAAGUGAAUCAAUAGUUCAGGAUGCACUAAAUAAAGCAUCAAAAGGACGCUCAACGUUAAUUAUUGCUCAUAGAUUAGCUACAAUAAGAAAAGCUGAUAGAAUUUAUGUUUUAGAUAAGGGUGAAGUAUUAGAAACCGGUACACAUAAUGAAUUGUUAGAAUUAAAUGGUACCUAUACAAAUUAUGUUAAUUCUCAAUUAAUAGAAGAUUAUAAUGAUGAUAACGAUAUUGAUGAUGUAGAAAAUAAUGAAACAAUAAAUUUAAAUCAAAAUGAACCAAUAAAAAAGUCGUUAAAUCCAUUUAUUGAUAAUAAUGAAGAGUUAAAUAGUUUUUUAAAUAAAAAAACAAUUAAAAAUAGAAAAUCUAAAAGAAAAACAAUUGUUGAUAAAGGAGAUAAUAAUAAUAUUGAUGAAACAUUUAAAAAUAGUAUCCGUCAAAAAUAUAACCGUGAAUUUAAAAAAAUAAAUACUGAUAUUGAUGCAGAAGGGGAAAGAUUAGAAGAAGAAAUAAAAAGUAGAGGAACAAUUCAGGUUUCAUUAUUAGAUGUACUUAAAAUAGGAAGAAGUCAAUGGAUAACAUUUGGUAUAGCUACUGGUAUUUCAGCUCUUCUUUCUUCAACUUCACCAUUUGUUGGUUUAUUAUAUGGUUUAUCAUUUUCUAUUUAUGAAGAUGGAAAUAGAGAUCAUGUAACUGAUGCAACUUAUUUAUGUUUUGCCAAUAUAAUAUAUGCAAUAUAUGAAUCAUCACUAUCAUGUUUAGCGAGUUAUUUAUUUGCAAAAGUUGGAGAAAAUAUCACAAAAGAAAUGAGAAUUAAAAGUUUUACAAAUAUUUUAUAUCAAGAUAGUUCAUUUUUUGAUAAUCCAAGAAAUACACCAGGUAAAUUAAUAACAAGACUUGCAACAGAUGCUCCUAAUGUUAAAGCUGCUAUGGAUAGUAGAUUUUCUAAAGUUGUUCGUGGAAUUUUAUCAUUAAUUUCUUCAAUUGUAUUUGCAGUAUUAAUAGAUUGGAAACUUGGUAUUUGUGGAGCAUUUAUGUUUAGCAUUCAAGGUAUUUUACAAGUAUAUCUUGCUCGUUUAGUACAUAAACAUAAUCAUUUAAUGAUUGAAAAAGACGAAGCUGGAAAACUUGCUGUUGAAUCAUUAGAAAAAAUAAAAACAAUUCAGCUUUUAACAGCUGAAGAUAUUAUAUGUGAAAGUUAUAUAAAAUAUUCAAAAAUUCAACAAACUAUGGAAUUAAAAAAAGCUCCUCUUCUAGCUAUUAAUUAUGCUAGUACUCAUGGUAUGCAACAAUUAACUCAAGCAGUAUGUUAUUCUGUUGGUUUAAUAUUUGUUUUAUACAAUAUUUCACAAAAAAGUUCUAUUUUUCAAGUUAUACAAUUAUUAUAUUUUGGAAGUACUGGAAUUAUAUCAGCAAGUGAAUUAUUCCCUGAAAUUGUUAAAUCACGUCUUUCUGCAUCAUUAAUGAUGGAAUUAAUUAAUGCUGUACCAAAAACAGGAAAUCCUAAUGAAGGUAAAAAAAAUAUCAUUGAAGGUGAUAUUAAUAUAAAUGAUGUUUAUUUUGCUUAUCCACAAAGAAAAAAUUAUCUUGUUUUAAAAAAUUUUAAUUUAUCUAUUAAAAAAGGACAAUCAGUAGCAUUAGUUGGUUGUUCAGGAUCAGGAAAAAGUACUAUAAUUAGUUUGAUAGAACGUUUUUAUGAUCCUUGUACAGGUAUAAUAUCAAUUGAUAAAAAUGAUACAACAAAAUUAAAUUUAAUUCAUUUACGUAGUCAAAUGGGAUUAGUUGGUCAGAUGCCAAAAUUAUUUUCUGGUACAAUAAGAGAAAACAUUUUAUAUGGUCUUGAUCAUAAAGAUUACACGAUUGAUGAUGUUAAAAAUGCUGCUAUAAUGGCAAAUGCUUCUACAUUUAUUGAAAGCUUACCAAAUGGUUAUGAACAAGAAGUUGGUGAAAAAGGAUCUUGUCUUAGUGGAGGACAAGCUCAAAGAAUAGCAAUAGCAAGAGCAUUAAUAAGAAAUCCAAAAAUAUUAUUGUUAGAUGAAGCAACAAGUGCUUUAGAUUCAGCUUCAGAAAAGAGUGUACAAAUAGCAUUAGAAAAAGCUAGUGGAGGAAGGACAACAAUACAUGUUGCUCAUAGGAUAUCAUCCAUUCAAAAUUGUGAUCUUAUUAUAUGUAUGGAUAAUGGUGAGAUAAAAGAAAUGGGAAAUCAUAAACAAUUAAUUGCAAUGAAUGGAUUAUAUGCUGAGUUAAUUCAAAAACAAGAUUUGGGAAAAACUUAA